AUGUCGAGCAAAGUUCCUCACGCCGCCUUCUGUGAGGAAUAUGAUGAGGACGCCCAUGAAAUCCUCCCCGACACCCGUCUAGUUGCCAAUAUCACUGGGAAACAUUCCAAAUCUGAUCUCAGAUCCGUUGCAGUGCCCUUUGUUGAAGCUGCCAGUGAUUCAGGCUAUUCUAGUCGUACUGCGGCCACAGCAAACAGCACCCAAUCUGCUCCGUCGGGCCGGAAAAGCCCCGUCCCUCUUAAAGUCGACACCACCCUCAGGAGGGCUGACCUGGAGCGAGUACGUCCAAGAGGCAAAGAUCGAACCCGAGAGCACAGCGCUCGUCCAGCGCGCGACGACAGAAUGCAGGUUGGAGCCUACCCUUCCACGGCGGGAUAUCCGCCUUCGACCCAUGUUCCACGAUCGCCGUCAAGAUCCCAGCGGCGUGAGCGCACCUACACCCGGCACUUCCCAGGCACCUGCCUGGAUUGUGAUCGGGGGUUGUAUCAUGCCUCAACCCCCGUGGAGCCAAGACAGGUUGAGUAUCCCUACUACCCACCCUCUCUUCAUGACUACCCUCCGGCCUCGCCACAAACCUCGCGGUACCCUCCAUCGGCCGUCGUCCAGGUUUCCCACAGUAGCCGUCCUCAGGCUCGGGGCACUCGGUCGAACUCCUACCAUGCCAACAAUAACCGACCGAUCAGCUUCCAUGGGGCAAUGAUGCCACCUCCGAUGGGUGGUGGGAUGGCGUACAAUCCACCGCCAGUUAAUCACUACGAGCACGGGCCCCCUCUGUCCUCUUCAGCUUACGCCAAUACGCCGUCGUAUGCCCCGUCGCCCUCCUUAUAUUCCCAGCCGUCGCCUUACUAUGGGAUGCCCGAUGGGAUGCCUCCACCUGAUCAUGAGGAACGGUCGGUGUCAAGGACAAGGGAGCCGCACCGUGACCGUGGACGUCGCCACUCUCUGUAUGAGAGACCCCCGGUGGACGAAUUUGAGUCCACCUCGGAAGAAGAGGAGGACGAGGAAGAGGAAGAGGAGGAGGAGGAACCACUGGAACAACCCCAACCGCCCCCACCACCGGCCCGCGAGCCGCGACCAAGACCCUCGGCCCAUUCUACCCACGAAGAGUACUUCCGCACCAUGCCCCGUCCGCCCCUCAAGCACAAAGCCGCACCGCAUAUCAUCCAAAAGCGCCCGGAAUUGGCCCGCAAAUCAGCCACCACAGCGUCGGUCACCUCUGAGCGUCGUCCUUCCCGGACUCUCGAUCUUGCCGAACUCAGAGAUAGUCUCCCUCGGUACGAAUAUCGACGGUCAUCUCGCGAAACUGUGAUCCCGGAGCGGAACCGAAGUGUCCGUGAAAGCAGACGUCCCACGCUGUAUCACGAUUCUGGCCGUUCUGCUCGGGUCGCAGUCGAGAAUUCCCGUCGACGUCAACCCACGGGCUAUGACGAUUAUCCGGUUAAUGACGAGAUUGAGGACAAGCAACGGAACGCGGAAGCAUACCAAGCCUCCCAGGCAACCAAACCCGUGCCCGUUCCUGUCCCUUUGACUGCGGAUGCAUUAUACAAGGCUAAAGCGUCUUCCCAACGCGCUGAGAGCGACAGUGGAAGUCAGAAGAGCCGAUCCAAUAGCAGCCGCGGGAGUGAUGCUCGUACCCAGAACGGGAGCGGAGUUGGUAGUCGGGCAGAAGAAGACAACAACAUUGUCAUGACGAUGAACGGUGUCACAAUGAGCUUUACCCAAGAGUCCGUCGGAGGAAAGCGGAUCAGCGUUCGAGCCGGCGAAACGGGUGCUCUCGAGUUGAACAUCGAAGGGAAACGACCGAAGAAGUACCUCACAGGAGGUUCUGAGUAUACGGCAAGCAGUGCAUCAAGGAGAGGGGAGUUUGACGAGCUAGUACGACGACCAAGGGGGGACCGCAAGUCUGACCGCGCCAGCCGCCGGUCCAGUCGGUCCACCUAUAAUGGACGUUACUAA
Molecule: messenger RNA, 1956 nt
Organism: Aspergillus ochraceoroseus IBT 24754
Lineage: Eukaryota; Fungi; Ascomycota; Eurotiomycetes; Eurotiales; Aspergillaceae
Exons: 1
Coding region: 1-1956 (651 amino acids)
Source: RefSeq, a predicted model, not a curated record